ACUCGGGGUCCCGUCCGCUCCCCCAUAGAUAAACUGGGUAUCGCCGAUCUAGUAGUCGGGUCGGUGACGACCGGCGAAUCCUCGGUGUUGUACGUUUUGCCUUUUUUUUUUUGUCUGUAUCAUGUUGUCGUCUGUUCAUACACCAGCUAUUUUGAUUUUUGUACAAAAAAGUUGACGAUAAUCGUUGUUUUCUGUGGCGGUGGGCAUGCUUGUAGUAUCGCAUCACCUGGUUCAACUAUAAGUGUUCCACUUCGACUCGUUCACGUGCUAGUCGAUAUCCAGGGGUCCCUAGUAUCAACUUCAAUGGCAUUUUGAUGUUGGUUGUCUAAUAGCCGUCCUCAAGGUCUAACCGAACUAAUUGAUUUCUUUAUUCCUAGUUGAUCUUUGACAUAUUAUUCAAAUGUCUCCACAACAUCUCCUUUGACGAGCUGUGCCCCUUGCAUACACAUCUAGGGUGUCUUGGCCUCUACAUCUCCUCAUCGCUGGAAAUUAUACAUAUAUUUCUGCCUACCUUGUGAGCGAUGGAAAACUUUUGGCAACUACUUUAUUUGACAGUCUUAUCCUACAAUAUACGUAUUUGGUGAAACAAGGACACCCGUUAUAAGAUAUGGCAUCCGCAAAGCUCUUUGAGGCCAUCCCGAGUUUUCCGGAUGAUGUGCCUACCGCAUCCAUAAACACUAUUUCGUUAGAGAGUAUACGCUCGGGUGAUGAAGCAACGGCGAAGCGAGUACUAGCCUCUUGUCAAGAGCUUGGGUUCCUCAUGCUCGACCUACAAGGAGAUGAGCUAGGCGAGACAGUGAUCAAGGAAGUUGAUCAGUUAUUCAGCAUUGGAACAGAGAUCUUGAACCUCCCAGAAGAGGUAAAAACCAAAUAUGCUCAAGAUAUCCCCAGAAGUUUCCUCGGAUUUAAGUCCCGUGGUGAAGCUAAGACCGAGACCAACGAACCCGACCGUUUCGAGUGGUUCAACAUCGGUCGGGACGGCGUCGUAGGAAAUGCGCCGCUGCAGCCGCUUCCAUCUCCAGCACAAUCUCAACUUCCCCUAUUAAAGUCGUUUAUCGAACAUGGUCAAGGUAUCAUCGCCUUGAUAAGCUCUAUCCUAGCUACUCAGCUCGGCCUCGCGCCAGAUGCUUUCACGUCGCUCCAGCGGCCGACCAAGCCCUCAGGCACAGUAGUCCGAUUCAUCAAAUCGUUCGCAAGCACAGAGCAAGAUGACUUGCGCACGAGCAUGAUACACCAUACGGACUUCGGCACCGUCACCUUACUCGCCAACGUACUUGGCGGACUACAAAUCCUGGCACCGGGGAAGAGUCCACUAGACGGAGAUGCCUGGCUCUGGGUGCGGCCGCAGCCAGGCUGCUUCAUCGUGAAUCUAGGUGACGCAAUGGUACAAUGGGCCGGUGGAUUGCUGCGUAGCAAUGUGCAUCGCGUUCGAUAUGCGCCCGGAUCGCAACGCUUCGUGGAUCGAUAUAGCGUGGCUAUCCUAGCGAGACCCGAACGCGACGCGAGCAUGAAGAGACUUAUUGGCGGCGGAGGUGAAGAUAGCGAAUUAAGUGCUUGGGAGUGGGAAGUUAAGCAAAUGAUGGGCUUGAAAAGGGCUAUGGAGAAUAAAGAGGGGAAAUAGUUAUUGCUUCAUACGCCUAUUUUGUCUCGUGUUUACUCUUCUGAAUUAGUUUUUCUGAUGUUGGAAUGCAGGCAAAAAUACAUUCAUCACAUAAUGGAAACAUGUAUGAAGAAGCCAUUUGUAUUCAAUGAAGACUAUUUAUUCAGGGACUCAGGGGUAUAGUAUCAAUCCAUUCUAUAA
Molecule: messenger RNA, 1801 nt
Organism: Hypoxylon trugodes
Lineage: Eukaryota; Fungi; Ascomycota; Sordariomycetes; Xylariales; Hypoxylaceae
Product: oxidoreductase
Exons: 1
Coding region: 608-1621 (337 amino acids)
Molecular function (GO): dioxygenase activity
Source: RefSeq, a predicted model, not a curated record